Rhopalosiphum maidis (corn leaf aphid) is the source of this 2675-nucleotide messenger RNA. RefSeq names its product bone morphogenetic protein receptor type-1B-like. Bases 378 to 1940 code for a protein of 520 amino acids. The transcript is spliced from 8 exons. The record is from RefSeq and is a predicted model, not a curated record. NCBI's taxonomy places the organism in Eukaryota, Metazoa, Arthropoda, Insecta, Hemiptera, Aphididae. Gene Ontology annotation, cellular component: plasma membrane; signaling receptor complex. Gene Ontology annotation, molecular function: transforming growth factor beta receptor activity, type I; ATP binding; SMAD binding. Gene Ontology annotation, biological process: BMP signaling pathway; cellular response to growth factor stimulus; dorsal/ventral pattern formation.
CUACCAAGCCCCCCGCCGGCCACUGCCAGCAACAUUCUGGUUUUCGCGUCCGUCUUGUGUUUAUCUCCGUCAUUCGUCUCGUGGUGCUGGUAGCUGUUUGUUACUAAUCAUUUUUUUUUUUUGUCAUUUUAUUUUUUUAAAUUCACUACCAUCGUAUACUCCGUUCAAGCUUAUCGUACUUUCCGUGAACAAACAGUUAUUUGUGGUUUAUAUCGUUUUUAUUACACAUUUGCGAUUUAUUAAUUCGUUUGAGAACGUGCGAACGCCGCAGACCGAAAUGCAGCUGCCGAGUUCGUCGAGUACAAUAUUCGUUUGAUAACAAGGAAACGAGAACACGGAUAACGUCUGGAAUCCUUCUGUCGUAAUUUACUCUGAUCAUGUUGCUGAAACGAAAUUUGAGCAGUGCGUUAACCAUCGGACUAGGAAUAGCAACAGUUGCUGCUAAAUCAGUCCAUGGAUUGACGUGUUAUUGCGAACAUCAAUGUCCAGACGGCCAGACAAACGGAACAUGUGUAACUUCUCGCUAUUCUCAAUGCUUUAGCGCUGUGCAUGAGGAAGUAAACGAAGAAACCGGUGAAUAUGAACCAAUAGUAUCUUAUGGUUGUCUUGCAGCUGGUGAACAAGGCUUCUUACAAUGCAAAGGUGGCAAUUCUUUAUAUGGUCUAGCUAUUCAGUGUUGCAACUCAGAUAUGUGCAACAAAGAUAUAAGACCCAUGUACAUACCACAUAGUACAACAACAGUACCACCCAAAGUUCAUAUUAAUUCUGUACCUUACAUUGCAUUUAUGUUGUCAAUGAUUAUCUGUCUCCUAGUAUCUGCAAUCAUCAUAGGUUGGAUAUACCUUAGGUAUAGAAGAAGGGAGAAAAAUCGGCUAUAUGCUUUAGCAUCCACCGACAGCUAUAUAUCGGGCAACAGCAAUUUGUUGCAAACACUUAUUGGCCAUUCAUCUGGUUCUGGUUCUGGGAUUCCAUUACUUGUUCAAAGAACAAUUGCCAAACAAAUACGAAUAGAGCGACAAAUUGGGGAAGGUAGAUUUGGUAAAGUAUGUUUAGCUAAUUGGAGAGGUGAACAUGUAGCUGUGAAAAUUUUUACUACUAUUAAUGAUCAGAGUUGGCUACGAGAAACAGAAAUAUAUCAAACUGUUUUACUUAGACACGAGAACAUUUUAGGUUUUAUCGCAGCUGAUUUAAAAGUCAGUGCCGGAGGUGCUCAGAUGAUGUUGAUUACAGAAUAUCAUAAACGUGGUUCCUUACAUGAUUUUUUGAAAGAGAAUACUAUUGAUACCGCUCAACUAGUUGUUAUGGCACGAUCAAUAGCUAGUGGCUUGGCACAUUUACAUGAGCCAAUUAAUGGUACUCACGGCAAGCCAUGUAUUGCCCAUAGAGAUAUUAAAUCAAGAAACAUUUUGGUCAAGACUGAUGGAGAGUGUUGUAUUGCUGAUUUUGCUUUAGCUGUCCGAUAUGAUAGUCGAAGAAAUGAAAUUGACAUUGCUCCCAAUUCAAGAGUAGGUACAAGACGUUAUAUGGCUCCUGAAGUAGUCAAUGAUACUAUUGAUGUAACUUCAUUUAGUGCAUUUAAAUCUGCUGAUAUGUAUUCAACAAGUUUAGUGUUUUGGGAGUUGUGUAGAAGGAGCAGACAAAGUUGGCCUGUUGGAGGAUCACCUAUGCUUCAAGCUGACGAAUAUAUGUUGCCUUACGCUAAUUUGGUUGGCUCUGACCCUUCAGUGGAAGACAUGCGCUUAGUAUUAAUAAUACAAGGGGCUAGACCAGAUAUACCUAUUCGAUGGAAGUGUGAUAAUAGGUUGAGAGUGAUAUCAGAAAUCAUACAAGAAUGUUGGCAUCAAAAUCCAAAUGUAAGAUUGCCAGCAUUGAGAGUUAUGAAGACACUGCGAAAACUCGAGGAUAGUGAAACCUUGGAAAACGGAAUUCAUCAUGUAUAAUACAGGAUGAAUUUAAUGUUGCAGCCAUAAAAGCUGAAAUGUAGGAUUUUAUAAUUUUGCCCAAGACUGUGUAGAUAGAAUUAAAUUUAAUAUUACUAAAUUGCUAUUGUCAACUUUAAAUGAACAACAAUUUUACUAUUUUUUUGUCAGCUGAUCUACUUAACAUUUAGCUUAUAGAUGUGUGCCAUUAAUGUUUUAUAGCAAUGUAAAUAUUUUUUUAUCUAUAAGAUUAUUUUUGUUUUUUUUUUUAUAUUUCUGGUAUAUAGUAGAAAUUGACUUUACAGUCUAAUAUAAAUUUCAAUAAGCAUUUUUUUAUUUGUUUUAACUAUGAUUUUUUUUUAUUAAAUUUGUUCUAACCAUUAUACACUGUUUACAGUGUAUAAUAGUGUGUUUAAACUACUUUCUCAUAAUUUUAUUUUAUAAUCAUUUCAAUCUUAAAACAAUUUCUAUUGUACACACAUGUCUUUGAUUUAAUGGUUUUUCAUUUUAUAUACAAUAAAAUUAGAAUUUAAUUUUCAAUAUUUUCCUAUAUUCACUAAAAUGACAUGUACAUCUCUGUAUGACUAAUUGUGCGGUUAAAGAUAGUAUCUAAAUAUGUAACCGAUUCAAAUUAGUUAAUUAUAUAAUUUCUAUAAUUUUAUGAUAUAUAUUAAUUAUAAUUAUAAUACAAUAUAGUUAUAUAUUAUAGAUUAUUUUUUUUACUAUGUACAUUAAACAAUCAUUGUUAUUUAUUUA